This is a messenger RNA of Syzygium oleosum, 1266 nucleotides long. RefSeq names its product malate dehydrogenase, cytoplasmic-like. NCBI's taxonomy places the organism in Eukaryota, Viridiplantae, Streptophyta, Magnoliopsida, Myrtales, Myrtaceae. The record is from RefSeq and is a predicted model, not a curated record. The transcript has 7 exons. Gene Ontology annotation, biological process: oxaloacetate metabolic process; malate metabolic process; tricarboxylic acid cycle. Gene Ontology annotation, molecular function: L-malate dehydrogenase (NAD+) activity. The coding region runs from base 24 to 1118 and encodes 364 amino acids.
AGUGUUCUUUAUCCUGACGAGAAAUGGAUUACGGCAAGCUCUUUGAGAAAGCUGUGGUCGUUUCGUUCUCGGUUUCUUUGUUCUGGAAGAUCAUCAGACAUAUGUGGAGUUCGAUGAACGUGGAGAAGGAACCAGUGAAAGUACUGGUUACCGGUGCUGCAGGACAAAUCGGCUAUGCCCUCCUGCCUAUGAUUGCGAGGGGAGUCAUGUUAGGACCCGAUCAGCCUGUGAUUAUUCACAUGCUCGAUAUCGAAGAAGCUGCCGAGGCUUUGAAUGGCGUGAAGAUGGAGCUGAUCGACGGCGCCUUUCCUCUUCUCAGAGGUGUCAUGGCCACUACGGAUGUCGUCGAAGCUUGCAGAGACGUAAAUAUAGCUGUUAUGCUGGGCGGAAUGCCGCGCAAAGAAGGCAUGGAGAGGAAGGAUGUCAUGUCUAGGAACGUCUCGAUUUACAAGGCUCAAGCUUCGGCCUUGGAGCAGCAUGCCGCUGAUGAUUGCAAGGUUCUAGUGAUUGCCAACCCCGCGAACACGAAUGCCCUGGUCCUGAAAGAGUUUGCUCCUUCGAUCCCUGAGAAGAACAUCACGUGCCUCACGAGACUCGAUCACAACAGAGCGCUGGGCCAAAUAGCCGAAAAGCUGAAGGUGCACGUGAGCGAUGUGAAGAACGUCAUCAUCUGGGGAAACCACUCAUCGACUCAAUAUCCAGAUGUUAAUCACGCCACCGUCGCCACCAGCAGUGGCGAGAGAUCUGUCAGAGAUGUCAUUGCCAACGAUAAAUGGCUGAAUACGGAGUUCAUAACUACCGUUCAACAGCGCGGCGCUGCAAUCAUAAAGGCUCGGAAGCUUUCGAGUGCUCUAUCGGCUGCGAGCGCCGCCUGUGACCAUAUACGUGAUUGGGUGCUCGGCACACCGAAGGGAGCAUGGGUCUCCAUGGGAGUCUGCUCGGAUGGUUCAUAUGGAAUCCAACCAGGCCUUAUCUACUCUUUCCCCGUCACAUGUGAGAAUGGAGAAUGGUCGAUCGUUCGAGAACUUAAGAUUGAUGAGUUCUCGAGGGCGAAGAUGGAUGCCACGGCAAAUGAGCUUAUCGAGGAGAAGUCGCUGGUCUAUUCGUGUCUCGGCUGAUUCCGCAUUCUUUAUGGCGCGCAAUGAAGAGCGACCAUCUUAUGUUCUACGGUUCAGCUGCUUUGUACCAUGAUUAAACACGCCAAACUCCCGUUUAUUGCCCGCUUCACUGAAAUUAGUACGUGAAAUAAUUUCAAAUUACAGUUGC